Crotalus tigris (Tiger rattlesnake) is the source of this 2153-nucleotide messenger RNA. It is a transcript of the gene SLC6A4, whose product is annotated as solute carrier family 6 member 4. The record is from RefSeq and is a predicted model, not a curated record. Gene Ontology annotation, biological process: sodium ion transmembrane transport; serotonin uptake. Gene Ontology annotation, molecular function: serotonin binding; serotonin:sodium:chloride symporter activity. Gene Ontology annotation, cellular component: membrane; neuron projection. The coding region runs from base 49 to 693 and encodes 214 amino acids. The transcript is spliced from 6 exons. NCBI's taxonomy places the organism in Eukaryota, Metazoa, Chordata, Lepidosauria, Squamata, Viperidae.
ACAGGACCCAGCCUGCUCUUCAUCACCUACGCCGAGGCCAUCGCCAACAUGCCGGCCUCAACUUUCUUUGCCAUCAUUUUCUUCCUGAUGUUGAUCACCCUCGGCCUGGACAGCACGUUUGCAGGCCUGGAGGGGGUCAUUACCGCCGUGCUGGAUGAAUUUCCCCACGUCUGGGGCAAACGACGGGAACUGUUCGUGUUGCUCUUCAUUGUGACCUGUUUCAUGGGCUCUUUGUCCACGUUGACUUUUGGAGGGGCCUACGUGGUGAAACUCUUUGAAGAAUACGCCACGGGGCCGGCUGUGAUAGCCGUGGUGUUUCUGGAAUCCAUCGCCGUGGCUUGGUUCUACGGGGUCACCCAAUUUUGCAGCGAUGUGAAGGAGAUGCUUGGCUUCUUCCCCGGCUGGUUCUGGAGGGUCUGCUGGGUGAUCAUCAGCCCUGCUUUCAUCCUGUUUAUCCUCUGCAGCUUCAUUGCCAGCCCUCCAGACCUCCGCCUCUUUGACUACAGCUACCCGUACUGGACCAUGGUGCUGGGCUAUUGCAUUGGGACUUCCUCCUUCAUCUGCAUCCCUGCCUACAUGGUUUAUCGCUUGGCGAGGACUCCAGGGACCCUUAAAGAGCGUCUCCUUAAGAGCAUCACGCCCGAAACAUCCACGGAGGUUCCCUUCGAUGGGAUCCACAUGAACACCGUGUAGGUCGCCCCAUUUUGGGGGGGGCUGGGCAGAAGGGAGAGGCAAGGAAAAGGGCCCCAUCUUGCCUCCCAUCUGCCUUCAGCUCUGUGCCAAAGACCUGAAUGUCCGCCGGGGAAUGUUCUCGGCACGGAAGGAAGAUCUCGGACGCGAGUCCGUACAACCACCCGGCCAGGGACCCCGGGAUCUUCUGAACGCCCGUGACUUUCUUUGGAACACUUGAGGGCAAGUGAAUACUCCCUCCCACCCACCCCCAGUUCCCUGGACCCGGAGUCGUCUGAAUGCCUACGCAUGGUUUCCCUCAGCUUUCGUCGGGCCUCUGUGCAAGUGAAGAUUGUCUUAGAGGCACCUCUGUGUGCAAACGCCGUCCGUUGUGACCCCCCCACCUCCCGUACUAGACCUCUGUUGUGUCGUUGCAAAGAAUCUCAGUUAUUUUUUUCACCAAGGUGGGAGGAAAAAAACCCCGAAAACAAAAGCAGGGACGGUUCGCCCAGGUUUGCUAAUCGUGAUCGUAGCUUAAUCCAGCGCAAACCCUACGGGAGAGAGGUUAGGGCAGGUUGGGUUUAAAAGUGGCACCUGCCACAAACUGCUGGAAGAUAAGAAGGAGAAAAAGAGGGGGGAGUUUAAAAAAAACACCCCUUCCCCACAGCUGGAGAACUAGCAAUGCAAGGAGUUCGAAAGAGACUAGUCCUCCUUGACAAAAACACAUCUGGGUGCAUGCAUGCUUUGGUGCGGUUUUGCAAAUCGGAAACCGGCACAGUUCUUGCAGUGCUGGUUUAGGGGAUCCUCCUUAACCUGGAUUUUAGGCUGAAGAGUUGGCUCCGAUUGGGUUGCCCGUUCACGCACCUCCCACUCCACCCCCAUCUGAGGAGGAGGUCAGGAGCUAGGAAGUGGUGAAUGGAUGUAGCCAGAUGUUCUUUGCCCACCCGGAUAGAAUUCCCUCUUGUCCACAAAAUGCAGACUCCAGGUGGAGCCACGAAAUGACAUAAGGCUGUGUUGGGGUCCUUGGUGCUCUCUGAGCUUGGUGGUUUUUCUUGCAGACGUUUCGUUACCAUGCUAGGUAAUAUAAUCAGGGCUAGAAGGAUGUGGGGGUCGGCUCUCUGUAAGCACUGUAAAGUGAACACUGAUGAUGUCACCUAGUUGGGUCAUGAAAUGCCUGCAAGAAAACACGCGCCGAGAGCACCAAGGAACCCACAGGUCGUCUCCUCCUCCUCCUCCUCCCUUCUAACACUGAUGAUGUUCCCUACUUGGGUCAUGAAAUGUCUGCAAGAAAACCAUCCAGCUCAGAGAGCAUCCAGGACCCCACAGUAGUCUUCCUCGUCCUCCUCUUUACAAAUCCACUCCCUUGUAGCACUGACAAUGUCACCCAGUUGGGUCGUGAAACAUUUACAAGAAAACCACCAGGCUCAGAGAACACCAAGGACUCCUCCUCCUCCUCCUCUUCUUCUCCUCCUCCUUCUCCUCUU